AUGAUGUUCAAACCCACCGCCCUCCUAGCAGCCGUCCUGCUCGCCACAAUCGGAAUCUCCGCCCAGGCAUUGGACUCCGCCCUCUCAGCCCGCGACCCCCAGCCCUACACAGGCUGCGACAACAUUGGCGUCGCGCAGCAGGAAACCGACACGGCGGUCAACAACCUCGGCUACUACGGCAACUACAGCACCUUAAACUACUACUCCUGCGACUGCGACACGGUAGCCUUCUUCUGCAUCUGGAAGUCCGGCCCCAUGCUCAACAGCACGGCCAUGAACAACGUGCUGGCACACGUCACGACUCAGUGCGGUCCGUACCAGGCCGGCUCGUCCUCUGAUGGACCCAAUGACAAUAGGACCUAUUCGUAUGGGUACACCAACUGGCGCAACAAGGACUACUGCAAUGUCCCUGCGGGCACGAGGAUCACGGCGUCGAACCAGGUGCACAAUGCUUAG
Molecule: messenger RNA, 456 nt
Organism: Zasmidium cellare ATCC 36951
Lineage: Eukaryota; Fungi; Ascomycota; Dothideomycetes; Mycosphaerellales; Mycosphaerellaceae
Exons: 2
Coding region: 1-456 (151 amino acids)
Source: RefSeq, a predicted model, not a curated record